Lottia gigantea (owl limpet) is the source of this 1827-nucleotide messenger RNA. RefSeq lists its product as hypothetical. NCBI's taxonomy places the organism in Eukaryota, Metazoa, Mollusca, Gastropoda, Lottiidae. The record is from RefSeq and is a predicted model, not a curated record. Gene Ontology annotation, molecular function: protein binding. Bases 1 to 1827 code for a protein of 608 amino acids. The transcript is spliced from 3 exons.
AUGGCGCACAGUUUACUACAAAAUAAGCGAUUUUUCUGUCGUGAAUGGUCUUUCAGUAAAAUUCAACACUGUUUAGAUCAUCGUCCGGAAUCCAAGACAUGUGGGGCGUUAAUAAUGGGCGGUCCUGGUUGUGGGAAGACGGCACUGUGCUGUGAGCUGGUCUGGCCGACAUCAUCGAACGGUAAGCAGACGACUUUGAGGAAGCGCCUGAUUGCGCAUCAUUUCUGUCAGGCUCAUAAUAUAGAUACCUUAUCGCUAGUGGACUUCAUUUCCGGUAUAGUAGACCAGCUGUCCAGGUCCGAACUUAUCGUGGGAUACCGAGAAAAACUCAAGGACCCUUCAGUCCGGAAAUUUCUUGACCAAGACGAAAUCGAGAGAUCUCCGGAUGAGGCGUUCAAACAGACUGUGUUGAAUCCAUUAAUGGCCCUCGAUCCUCCUAAAGACACGCUUUUUAUCCUCGUGGACUCCAUUGACGAAUCUUACCUUCAAACUUUCACUGAGAAAUCACCCGUAAGUCGGAACAUUGCCGAACUUUUAGCCAAUUACCAUCCGCUUAUACCUCCAUGGCUUUUACUAAUCUGUUCCUCGAGAAAACAGAGCAAAUCUGUCACUCGCAUGUUCACCGGUUUCCGUAAGAUAAGUCUGGACGAUUUACGGAAGUCGCAUAUCGUUCGCGAUGUACAACAGUAUAUUCUUUGUCGUUUGGACCAAGAGGAAGCGUUGCGUCAACAUCUAAGUCGCGAAACGGCGGAAAUGUUGAACCAAUUACACAUAAAGAGUAAUGGUUGCUUUUUGUAUCUGGAAAAAGUUUUGGAUGGAGUUGCCGAUAAUUUCAUCAUGCUACGAGAGAUCAAAGAAAUACCAGGAACUCUUAAUGGAUUAUAUUUGUGGCUUUGUCAACGUUUAUUUGUGAAAAAACAAUUUGAUAAGAUACAACCCAUAUUGAAUGCCAUCUUGGCGGCCAGACGUCCUUUGACGGUGGACAAUUUAUACUCUUGUAGCCGCGGAAUCGACACAACUCUAACUUUCGAAGAAUUUGAACGUCGUUUGAAACUAAUGUCUAAAAUUCUUAUUGAUGGCGACAAUGGGUCUAAGAUUUUGUUUCACCAUAGUUUUGCAGAAUGGCUUUUGGACGUGAAACAUUGUACACAGAAAUAUCUUUGUAACGCCACUUAUGGCCACGGAAUGAUUGCAAUGGCGGCCACUUUAAACGCGGCUCAUCUAACAGCACCGGAAGUUCAAGACUUCGCCUUCCAUCUGUUGCGCACAAACUUCCAGCCGCCUAUUCAAUACCAUCAUUUAGUUCAGUGGCUCAUGUUGUCAAGUGCAGACGUUGAAUCGAGUUUAUGUUCUGGGAUACCAAAAGACCAGAAAAUCGUGAAAUUGUUGCUAGACGCAGGUGCGAGAAUGCCUAGCAACGAAAUGGAUGCGAGCACGUUAUCGGUUGACGAUGAUAAAGACGAUUCGGGAUCUUCUGUGGAAGAAAUAGACAUCCCCGUUGAUCAAAUUGACGGAAAUGGACGCUCCUUGCUCCAUACUUCUUCGUAUCAGGGUCAGUUGCUAUUCUGGGGAACGGCUGUGGAUCAUAUAGACGGUGAAGGUCGUAGUGUUUUGUGCGUUGCGGCCGCUCAGGGUAAUCCGGCGGUGGUGACUCUUCUGUUGGAUCGUGGAUUAGAUGAAAUGCAUCGGGAUAAUGGAGGGUGGACGCCUCUGCAUAUGGCAGCGUAUGAGGGGCAUUUUGAGGCUGGAAACAAAGACAAAGAGUAUGGACAAGAAAGAAUGAAAGAAGAAGGUGGAAGAAGAUUCGUUGAGAGAAUGAGUGAAUGA